Didymodactylos carnosus is the source of this 1809-nucleotide messenger RNA. The record is from the annotation of a GenBank genome assembly. NCBI's taxonomy places the organism in Eukaryota, Metazoa, Rotifera, Eurotatoria, Philodinida, Philodinidae.
AUGGAUGCGUUUAAUAAAUUGAAUUUGGGAAGCUAUUUACCCACAAUGCCGUACAAAGUAAGAGAAAUGGUCGACAAAGUAACUAAUAUUGUUAUGAACUACACUGAAGCUGAAGCAAAAAUUGUCGAAGCCACAAAUGACGAAUCAUGGGGACCACCGGGAAAAUUAUUACAAGAAAUAUCUCAACUGUCUUAUUCCUAUGAACAUUAUAGUGAAGUGAUGGGAAUGUUAUGGAAAAGAAUGUUUCAAUCGGAAAAAAAAUUCUGGAGAAGAACAUACAAAUCAUUACUUGUGCUGUUAUAUUUAUUGAAAAAUGGUGGUGAAAAAGUGGUAACAUCAACUCGUGAACAUUUGUACGAUCUUAAAUCAUUGGAAUCUUUCUCAUAUUCGGAUGACCACGGCAAAGAUCAAGGAAUCAAUGUUCGUCAUAAAGUAAAAGAAAUUAUCGAAUUUGUCCAAGAUGAUGAUCGCUUACGAGAUGAACGAAAAAAAGCAAAAACAAAUCGAGAUAAAUAUGUGGGAAUGAGUGGAGAAUCACAAUCACAUCGCUACGGUGAUCGAUACAAUGACUAUGAUUAUUCAGAUGAGAGUCCAAAAACUAAUGGUAGUAAACGUAACAAAGACUUUGCAGAAUUAGAUGGCCCAUGGCGUUCAACAAAUCCUGGAAUUAUCGAAGAUUGUGUACAUAAAGUUGAAGACGUAGCACAAAAAGUUAAAGAAUUAGUUUUAGAACAGCGCCGAACAUCAUACGAUGAUGGACCCGAUUUCAGUGAUGAUGACGAUCGUCCAUCUAACCGUCGACAAACGGAAUUUACCGAUUCUGCGAGCACAUACCGAAAAGAUAAUAUAGAUAAUUAUAGAGACAGAAAAUCAAAGGAUAUUGAUUAUGAAUUCAAUGAAAAUCAGCAGGAGAAAGCAACAGCAAAAUCGAAACAAUCAACCUCAAAAAAUGAAGUCAAACAGUCUGUCAAAACUAGUGUAUCCCCCGUUCAACUACCAAAACCUGUUGUCCAACCUGUCACGCCUCAAAUUGAUUUAUUAACAUCCGAUGAUUUUACUCCGUUUCAUGAAGCUCCCAUCACUCAACAAAUAGACGAUGAUUUUGGACAUUUUCAUGAAGCAACAACGCAAUCUGUACAACAGCCACCGCUAUUUGUCAAUAAUUUGAAUCCAACAACACCUAAAACCACUCAGCCGGCUUCUAAUCAGUUACUUUUUGAUCCAUUUGAACCGUUUUUAUCUUCUCCAUCGUCCACAAACAACGUCUCGCCUGCUUCCAUUGUACAACCUUUACAACCAUCUUCCACUACUUCACCAAUACAAAAUUUUGAUUUUUUCACAUCGUUGCCAUUGUCUCAACCGCAACAAGCACAAGUUCCACAAUUAUUCAAUCAAACACAAACACCACAAUUUAAUGCUUUUCAACCGUCAACUCAAUCUCCAAUGAUGUCGACCAAUUCAAAUCAGUUCAUUCAAAGACCACAAGGAGGAAUAAUAACAUCUAACAACAGUUUCGACGCUGCGUUCAAAAAUAAUUCUUCACUUCCGGUUCAGCAACAAGAACUUUCAGGGAAACAGAAUACAUGGAGUGAUUUGAAUGAUAAAUUAGACAUCAGUUUAAACACACUUUCACCAUACAGUCGUGGACAAAAACAACAACAAUCACUUCCAAUAAAUCAAUUAGCUAACAAUGGUUUUCAGAGUCCAACGAAAAGUGGAUUUCCAUCGAUGAAUGCUCAGUUAUCUCAGCGUCCAAAUACCAAUACAAAUCAAAAUAUGGGUGGUAUUCGUCCACCGUUAUUGAAGUAG